This is a messenger RNA of Aspergillus ruber CBS 135680, 594 nucleotides long. RefSeq lists its product as uncharacterized. Lineage: Eukaryota; Fungi; Ascomycota; Eurotiomycetes; Eurotiales; Aspergillaceae. The record is from RefSeq and is a predicted model, not a curated record. The transcript is spliced from 4 exons. Bases 1 to 594 code for a protein of 197 amino acids.
AUGGCAGGCGCUGAUUGUGCAAACAUUCGUCGUCAAUUCGCUGCUACAAACUAUGAUGACGAUGGCGAUGAGAUGCUCCAUGACAUUCUUAAUGUGUUGUACAGUGUGCAGCCCAAAGAAUUUGGUAUCCCUCAGAAUAAGUUUCGAGCUGUUGUGAAGCUGCUUGUGACUACGUACUUCGGAAAACCGAGAGUCCCGGUCGAGCAACUGACUGACCUGGACCAUGUUGUGGACUGCAUCGUCUGCCCCGUUAUACAGAAACCAGGUAUUGGCAUUACCUGGGACAGGUUUGAGCAGGCUGUCGGCAAUGGAAUGCCGCUACUUAUGGAAGGCCUUCAGCGUCUCUUGGGGCCGUUUUACGGAGACCUCGAGGACGACAAUAUCACCGUCAGUCUCCCUGAGCCAGGAAAGGUGGCUACCCUCCCUGUCUUGGCGCAAAUGAGCUCCCUUGGCGUCUUUCCAUGGUGGUUUGUCUGUGUCAAACCACCCAAGUACUACAACAUUAGCGCCAUGACCGUCACGGCGUCAGCCCUGGCAGAGGAUCUAGAUGUAUUGCCCAACAAAGCGCCCCCAAUCAAGUCGAAAUUCUAUUGA